This is a messenger RNA of Myxocyprinus asiaticus (Chinese sucker), 1857 nucleotides long. RefSeq names its product transmembrane protein 39B-like. Gene Ontology annotation, cellular component: membrane. NCBI's taxonomy places the organism in Eukaryota, Metazoa, Chordata, Actinopteri, Cypriniformes, Catostomidae. The transcript is spliced from 9 exons. The record is from RefSeq and is a predicted model, not a curated record. The coding region runs from base 233 to 1705 and encodes 490 amino acids.
UCUGUGCGGUACAACAUCAACAGAAUGAGCCCUCCUCGUUUACUGUCAGAAAUACAACAAAACACUCACGAUCCUAAGUAAUUACUUCCCUACCCCAAUACUGAGUGCAUUUCAACGUCAGUCCUAUAGUCGCCUUAUCUGGACUAAACCUCGCGGUUUAAACUGUAGGUUUCUACAGUGUAACAACCUAGAAGUUCGAAGGAACUGAGAGAGGAGGGAGAGAAAAUCUGGAAUGGCCGGAGGAAGAAGAGGAGCGAAUAGAACAACAUAUUGUCGUUCUCCGCUGAACAGUGAGACAGGCUCUGUUGGCAAUGGCAACCACUCCACCAGCUCACCUGUAACAGGAGUGAGGUCACGGACCAGGAAUGGAUCCGGAACGGGAAUGUCCAGCCCACCAUUGGCCACUCAGACGGUGGUGCCACUGAAGCACAGUAAAAUUCCAGAACUCUCCAUGGACAGGAACGUCCUGUUUGAGCUCCACCUGUUUGUGUGCCAUCUCACAGCUCUGUUUGUGCAUUACAUCAACAUCUAUAAAACCGUGUGGUGGUACCCCCCUUCACACCCACCUUCACAUACCUCUCUGAACUUCCACCUCAUUGACUAUAAUAUGUUGGUAUUCACCGUCAUAGUGCUGGCACGCAGGCUAAUUGCUGCAAUCGUAAAAGAGUCAUCACAAAGUGGGAAGUUGUCCUUCCCACAUUCUGUCUUCCUGGUGACGGCGCGUUUUGCCGUCCUGACUCUUGCAGGGUGGAGUCUGUGUCGUUCACUUAUUUAUCUCUUCAAGACAUAUUCCAUACUCAGCCUCCUUUUCCUCUGCUAUCCGUUCGGAAUGUAUAUCCCCUUUUUCAGACUCAGCUGUGAUUUUCGGAGGGCUGGGUCCAUGUCCCCAUUAAGCGCUGUGGGUUCUAAAGAGGUGUCUGGGAGUUUGGGACUUGGGGAGCGGGACUAUUUCUCAGUCUUAAAGGAAACAUGGAAACAGCACACCAGUCAGCUGUACAGUGUUCAGCCCAUGCCCACCCAUGCCUGUUGUCUCUCUCCUGACCUCAUCCGCAAAGAGGUGGAGUACCUGAAGAUGGACUUCAACUGGAGGAUGAAGGAGGUGUUGGUUAGCUCCAUGCUCAGCGCUUACUACGUAGCAUUCGUGCCAGUUUGGUUUGUCAAAAGUACACAGUAUGUAGAUAAACGCUGGUCUUGUGAGCUGUUCAUUCUGGCGUCGGUCAGUACAUCUGUAAUUCUGAUGCGGCACCUUCUGCCUCCACGUUACUGCGAUCUACUCCACAAAGCUGCAGCUCAUCUGGGCUGCUGGCAGAAGGUGGACCCCUCCCUCUGCUCAAACGUCCUCCAGCAUAUAUGGACAGAAGAGUACAUGUGGCCACAGGGUGUUUUGGUCAAACACAAUAAAAAUGUUUUUAAGGCCAUGGGCCAUUAUAACGUAGCAGUUCCCUCAGAUGUCUCACAUUAUCGCUUCUAUUUUUUCUUCAACAAACCUCUUCGAAUAUUGAACAUUCUCAUAAUCCUGGAGGGUGCAAUGAUAUUCUACCAGCUAUAUUCACUGAUGUGUUCAGAGAAAUGGCAUCAGAUGAUAUCAUUAGCUCUAAUAUUAUUCAGUAAUUAUUAUGCCUUUUUCAAAUUACUCAGAGACAGAAUAGUUCUGGGAAAGGCCUACUCGUAUUCAGCCAGUGCCACCAAUCAGAAAGUCAGUUAGGCAAGGAUAAAUUAUUUCCUGUCAUCACAGAUGAGCAGAAACAUGCAUGAGAGCUGUUUAUUUUUUCUACAAGUGCAUUUUUUUCUUUUUUUUCUUUUUUUCUGUUUAUGUUCUGACUUUCCAUGAAAUAAAAAGGAAACAUAUUUUUGUAC